AUGGCGUCGCUUAAAUUAGAAAGGAGGGCCUCUGCCAUGGCCGCCUGCGAGCUCCUUCGAAUAAUCUUUCCUGGGCGUAUUGCCUUUCCAGCUGAUGCUAACUACGGCUCUGAAAUGGAGCUUUCAUGGUCGUCAAAUUGCUGGCUUCCCGCCGCUUGCUUCGUGCGCCCCGCUGACGCUAAUGGCGUCGCCCAGGUGCUCAGGGUGGUGAAGAAGACUGGGGCCAGGUUUGCUGUUCGCGGUGGUGGACAGAAUUUCAACCCUGGUUUCUCUAGCGUCGGGGGCUACGGGAUCGUCCUCGACCUACAGGACCUCAACUCCCUCUACCUGGAAAACGAUAAAACAUUGCAGGUUGGUGCUGGGAACACAUGGGGCCAUGUCUUCAGGUUUCUAGACCAAAGCGGACUAUCUGCGGCUGGUGGCCGCCAGAACAAUGUUGGAGUCUCUGGUUUCCUUUUGGGAGGUGGAAUGCCGGCAUUUCCUAACCUUCAUGGCCUGGGCGCCGACAAUGUCAGGAACUUCGAGGUCGUGCUUUCUAACGCUACGAUCGUCAACGCAAACGCCUACGAGAAUGCAGAUCUCUACCUUGCACUAAAGGGAGGUGGUUCGAACUUCGGGGUUGUUACACGUUUCGAUAUCGCUACAUAUCCUAUCAUGACCGAAACGACAAUUGCAACAUUUAGGCUAGAGGGCUACCGGGAAGUGCUUUGGACCGUAGUGCAGGCACAGGAAGCGAUGGAGAAAGACCCUAAAAUUGGCAUGUUUCUAACUGUCAACCCUGGAUUCAUAGCUGUGGGUCUACUUUACGCAGACGCGAUAUUAGAAAGGCCUCACGUCUUUGAGAGCUUCUUCAAGCUCAAAAGCCUCAUUCAAGUCGUUGUGCCAACGACAACCGGAACUAUGAAAAGCCUAGUGAACGCAAUAGGACCCCUGACACCCCCGACAAGACGCUUGAUCUCUACUGUCACCACAAAAGUAUCCUACGAUUUCUACCUAGCCGUACAUCAAUUUUGGCUUGAUACUGCGAAUCAUCAACCGGGAAUUGAUAGCUUGUCAUACAACAUCCAACCAGCGUCUCCGGCUACUGCUCAGCUAGGGAAAGACAAAGGUGAAAAUGUGUUAGGACUCGAAAAAGUAACCCAAACAUGGUGGUCCUUUGUGGCCGAAUGGUCUGACUCGGUUAACGAUGAGCGGGCCUCUCAGGGGUUGGAUGUUUUGCAGCAGGGCAUAGCUAGGCUAGCCGAAGAACAAGGCCAGAGCCUGGACUUCCUAUCUAUGAACGCAGCUAAAUACUCACAAGAUGUACUGGGGAGUUACGGACAGGAAAACGUUGCAAGGCUUUCAAACACUGCAGCAAAGUACGACCCUGAGGGAUUUUUUCAGACGCAUCAAAACGAUGGCUUCCUUCUGCGGAAAAUUUGA
Messenger RNA from Xylaria bambusicola, 1422 nucleotides. RefSeq lists its product as uncharacterized. The transcript is spliced from 7 exons. The record is from RefSeq and is a predicted model, not a curated record. Bases 1 to 1422 code for a protein of 473 amino acids. Gene Ontology annotation, molecular function: FAD binding. Lineage: Eukaryota; Fungi; Ascomycota; Sordariomycetes; Xylariales; Xylariaceae.